Dictyostelium purpureum is the source of this 1581-nucleotide messenger RNA. RefSeq lists its product as uncharacterized. The record is from RefSeq and is a predicted model, not a curated record. Gene Ontology annotation, molecular function: DNA binding. NCBI's taxonomy places the organism in Eukaryota, Evosea, Eumycetozoa, Dictyosteliales, Dictyosteliaceae. The coding region runs from base 1 to 1581 and encodes 526 amino acids. The transcript has 3 exons. Gene Ontology annotation, biological process: DNA replication; DNA strand elongation involved in DNA replication. Gene Ontology annotation, cellular component: delta DNA polymerase complex.
AUGUACACAGAAUCAAAAGAUGAAGAAGAUUUAAAAGAUUUAUUUAAAAGAAUUGAAAAAAUUGGUAAAGAAAAUAGCAAAAGUAAAUCAAUAGGAAUCAAAGAUCAUUUUGGUUUGGAUAAAGAAUUCAAGACAAUUGAGAGAGUCGAAACAACAUAUAGCUAUCAUAAAGAAAGAUUUUUAGAGUCUGAAUUCAAACUAAACGGUGCCAAUACAACAACGAAUCAUACAUCACAAUCGUCGCAAUCAUCACAGUCAUCAUCAUCAUCACAACAAUCAAAUCUUGUAUCACAAAGUCAACAUAAUGUUUUACAAUAUAACACAAUAUAUUCAAGUAGAUUAGAAAAGCUUCGUCCAGUUUUAAUGGAACAAGUAGAGUCCAAAUUUUCAAAUGUACCAGUACAAAAAAUUCUUCAAAUGAAGCCAGGAGAUGAAUGCGUUAUGAUUGGAACAUUGUACAAAGAAAUGGAAUUAAAGCCAAAUAUUUUAAAGCAAUAUGCACAAGAUAGAGCAAUGUUACCAUUACCAGAUAAUAGGGAAUCUUUUAUAAGCGAAAAAGAUAAAUUAUUUUUUGAAGAUGACACAGGUAGAGUUAAAUUGAUUGGCGAAAAAGGAAUGGUUGAUAGUUUAGUAACAGGUUUAAAUGUAGCAAUUAGAGGUAGAGGUUUAACUGAUGCUGAAUUUGAAAUUCAAGAGGUAUUAUUCCCAGGAUUGCCACCACAACCACAUUCAAGAGAUUUGGAAAAAAUUAAAGAUGAUGUUUAUAUUUGUUUAGUUUCAGGUAUUGGUAUUGGUAAUCCAAAUAAUAUUUUUCAAAUAAAUCUAUUAAAAGAAUUUUUAACAGGUAGUGUUGGUAGUGAAAGCGAACAAAAUGAAUUUAUAAAAAAGAUUAGUAGAGUAGUUUUUGUAGGUAACUCAAUACACAAAGAAGAAGAACCACAUGAAGCAUUUGUAAGAUAUAGUUCAAGACAAGAAACUCAAGCAAAACAAGCAAAACAAGCUCUUCCCAUUAAAGAGUUGGAUGGAUAUCUUUCUGAACUCUGCCAAUCGAUCCCAGUCGAUAUUAUGCCAGGUCCAAAUGAUCCAACCAACGUUUCAUUACCUCAACUACCAUUAAACUCAUGUCUUUUCCCAUUCAGUAUUCAAAACACAAAUACUACAUUUGCAACCAAUCCAUAUGAAUCAUUAGUUGGUGGAAGAGUACUUUUAGGAACAAGUGGUCAAAAUAUUGAAAAUGCUUCGCGUUAUAUGAAAUCUGAAAGCAAAAUGAAAAUCGCCGAAAAUACACUAGUUUGGAGACACUUGGCCCCAACUGCACCAGACACAUUAACUUGCUCCGCAUUAGAUCAAGAUCCUUUUGUUAUUGAACAAUGCCCACACAUUCUAUUCUUUGGAAAUCAAGAUCACUACGAAAGCAAAUUACUAAAAGGUCCAAAUGACGAAGUUGUACGUUUAAUCUUUAUUCCAAAAUUCUCUGAAACUAACACAAUCGUUUGUGUAAAUCUUAAAACUUUAGAUACCUUCCCAAUUACAUUUAAUACAUCAUCAUUUUUUCCACAAUCACCAUCAACCCAACAAUAA